Messenger RNA from Mercenaria mercenaria, 3001 nucleotides. RefSeq names its product UMP-CMP kinase-like. Gene Ontology annotation, cellular component: cytoplasm; nucleus. NCBI's taxonomy places the organism in Eukaryota, Metazoa, Mollusca, Bivalvia, Venerida, Veneridae. The transcript is spliced from 7 exons. Gene Ontology annotation, biological process: 'de novo' pyrimidine nucleobase biosynthetic process; CDP biosynthetic process; UDP biosynthetic process. Gene Ontology annotation, molecular function: ATP binding; UMP kinase activity. The coding region runs from base 229 to 810 and encodes 193 amino acids. The record is from RefSeq and is a predicted model, not a curated record.
GACGACAAUAUUUCCACUAUAAAAUGGUAAUUACAUUACACAAAGCCAAACAAAUAAAUUGCAUUUCCGGGUUGUCCACGUUCGCGAAUUUCACCGCAAUACUCCAGUAGGAACAUCAGCUGAUACACAGUCAAACUGGUUUCACUUGUCAGUUGUGUUUUACGAGGGCUAAGGGCAUCCUCAACAGUUGGGCGGACUUUUUUGAAAAACAUACAUACCUCAAACAUUAUGGCGAAGUACAAUGUGUUGUUUGUUCUUGGCGGUCCAGGGGCUGGAAAAGGAACACAGUGUGACUACAUUGUCAGGGAUUAUGAUUUUGUACAUUUGAGUGCAGGAGAUUUGUUACGUGAGGAAAGACAAAGACCGGGAUCUCAGUAUGGCGAGGAGAUUGAGGGACAUAUACGCAGUGGAACUAUAGUACCUGUACAGAUCACAUGCUCACUGCUUCAACGUGCAAUGGAGAAUAGUGGCAGAAAGAAUUUUCUGAUUGAUGGUUUCCCUAGAAAUAAGGAUAAUUUGGAAGGCUGGAAUAAAGCUAUGGAAGAAGUGGCAGAUGUAAAAAGAGUCUUGUUUUUUGAUUGUGAUGAAAAAGUAUGUGUAGAUAGAUGUCUUAAUAGAGGAAAGACAAGUGGAAGGUCAGAUGACAAUGAAGAAAGCUUAAAAAAAAGAAUCCAUACAUACAAUACUUCAACCAUGCCAAUUAUUGAACAUUACCGAAAACUUAAUCUUGUCAGUGAGCUACAUGCAGAACAAACGCCAGAUGAGGUGUUUGGGGAUGUAAAGAAAGUAUUAGACGAUCUAACACUGUGAAGUGCUUGGAAUUGUUAUAUUUAUAUAAUCUGCAUCACAUGCGGGGAUUUUAAAUAUAUUGUAUGGUUUUUAAAUUACAUAAGUGAUUUUAGAGGCAUAUAGUUUUAGAUAAUGGAUAUCUCAGAUAAAUGGCAAAGAGACUCAUAAUGUAAAGAGGUUUUUGAUCUCCAACUACUUUAAUUUCAUGACACCGCAAUAUUAGCAGCAAUUUGAAGCAGAAAGUAAAAAUAAUACGUUCUGCCAGAAGUUGGAUUUCUGCUUCACUGGAAUGAAUACAGUUUUGGAAUAUCAAAUUAGUUUUUUAUUUGUUAAAAACUGUAGUUUAAUUCACAUAUCUUGUUACAGAGUUUUUACAUACUUUGAUGUAUAAGUGGUGUAACUUUAUAUUAUUUUAUCACAGUGUUGACUCCAUUGUUUUAUCAGACUGUGUAAUGACAUUAAUUAUCUCUUGUGUUGUCAUAAAGCAUGUUUAAAGGGGAAAAAAUGUAAAUUGAAAAAAUGAAAGUUCCAUUAAUGAAAUUAAUUACACAAUAGAUUUCUAAAUUAAGAAUUAAUGAUGUAGUAAAAUUGUUAAUAAACAUGUCUUUGAGUUCACAGUUACCCAUUACUAGAUCUUUGUGCAGUUACAUCGACCCUCUGUUACAAGGUCAUUAUGAAAAAUUCAAAAUUACUCGUGCCCUUUGAAUAACAAUGUAUUGGUAAAUGUUAGCAAAAUAGUCACAAAUAUUUUCCAGUUCACCCGACACUUCUAGCAGAAAGUAUAUGAAGAACUUUGUUAGAGAAUGUCAGUUGAACUGUAGAAGUCAUAUCAUACAGGGAAAUGUUGCUUAAUGUUUUGUUGAGUGUUAUUUAUUUCUAUACAUGCAUUCUGAUAUUAUAUUCUGCAUAUGACCUUUUGUUUAAAUCAGUAUUAGCAGUUUGAUAAAAGUGUAUGUUAUUGUAACAACAAUUAGUAUAAGCAGAACACACACAUUUUUUAAGUGCAAUACUACAAAUAUAAAAAUUUGACAAGCUUAAAGCGGACAUGUUACUGUCUAUAUAGAAGCUAAUUUACCUGCAUCCAUGAGCAUUUAAUAUUAGAUUAACCACAGGAUCAUCUGUUUUAGCCUGUUUUUGGAAAUUAAUUUGUAACCCAGGCAGUGCACUUAACCAUUUGUUAGUCCACCAAUGUUCACUGCUGACUACUAAGUUUUUACCCAUUUUAUUCCUUUUUAUACACUUUAUUGUUGUCUGUUAAUGUCUUGGUUUAAGAUGUUUUUACCACCCUUGGUUCUGAUACUUUGAAUGAUGUUGUCCAGAGACAUGAAUACUUCUUCUGUUAAAAUGGCAUUGAUUUGCUGGGUCAUUUGAGCUCAAAACUAAAAUAUUUAAUCCCAAAAUGAGGUAAUUUUCUUUAUAACAUAGUGUUGAAUACAACACCACUUGGUAAAGAGGGUAAGUUUUCAGUUUCAAGUUUCUACUGGUGCAGACUUGUGGAAAACUUUGUUGAUUUACUGAGUGUCAUUACAUAACAAAUAAAGUUACAAAUUGUGUUAAGCCCAUAUAUGGUAAACAGGAUAUGCUUUCUUCUCUUUUAACUUAUUUGUUGGAAGUGUUGCAAAGAAUUUUUUACUGUUGUAUGUCAAUUUUGUUUACACAGAAUUUUGUUGUUUGGCUAAAAUGGCUGUUUUAUGAGAAUAUUAAUUAUGGAUUUUCACCUCUGAAUGUGAAAUGAAUGGGAAUUUUACUGGUUAAUUCAGGGAUAUAAUUUUGUGACUCCACCUUGAAAUCCAUGAUAUAGUUUUUGUGUUACUCAUUUUCAACAAUAAUGAACAAGUCUCUGUAUGCCAUAUUACAUUACACAGCGCAGUUUUGUUUUUCAUUCAUGGCAUCACUUGUAGUACAGCUCUAUGAUUUUUUCGUUUACAUUUCAUUAUACCUCCAGUUUCAGUUUGUAAAUACUUUAGAAUAGUAACUGGUGACUGCCAACUUAUAACAGAAUUUAGCAAAGCAAUUUUGAAAACUAUUUUAUGCCAACACAGUAUCUGUUAAGCCAGGUGAAAGUUUUUAGAGGUACAUGUAUUUGGUGGAUUAAUGAAUAUAUUCACCGAUUGUUUGUGAUGCUUAGAAGGUUAAGUUCUUGAAUCAUAUGUAUAUCUUAUGCUUGUGACUAGAUGGGAUUUCUUUUUAGAAAAUAGAAUGAAAAAACAUC